AGGACUCAUAGCAGCAGCGACUUGAACUUUGACAACAAACCUAUAUCACUGUCCGCACCUCUUCCUAGGACCGAGCUCGCGGCCUAGAGUCACCCAGCGUCUUCAAAAUAAGCUGACCAACAGCUUUCUAUCCCCAGAUAACCAAGCCAUCGCAAACGAAUACACAAAGUUCGACCCCUCCACCCCACAUUACUCUUCUGCAGCCUCCUCCAACUACGAGAAGCGCCUUGCAAUCUGAGUGCACCACAGUAAAUCUCGCAAUGGCCCAAGGCGCAACAGUCCAGGCGCCGGGCCUGUCCACGUUCCUCAAGUCGCUAAAGACUACACCAGUAGAUCCCUCAGUAGAGCACCUCAUAUCACUGCUCAAGCGACGACAAAUCCGAAAUUCAAGACCAUGCGCGCUCGCGACGACGGCACUACUCUUGCGCGUGGUGGGAGAAUUCAAGGGACGCGAUGCUGCAAAGCUAGUGGAGCGCAUAAGACAAGUGGGCAGGCGCUUGACUUCAGCUCAGCCAAGAGAGGUCGUAGUAGGAAACAUUGUGCGACGUGUUCUAGGACUUGUGCGAGAGGUUGUCGACGAGAACGCAGAUGGGCAAACCCCAACAGGAAGCGAGCCUGGUCAUGCUACACCACACGCACAUCACGACUCACUGCAUAGACCCUCACUCAACUCAAGUAUAUCAACCUUUAGCCCACUCAAGCAUGCCGUGGCCGAGCCCAUGCACACGAGCAUCUACGCGGACAACAUGUCCGAUUCCAGCGAACUUUCGAGACGACCUCCGUUACUUACCUCUCAUACCUCGUACGCUCCCACUUCUACCGCUCCUCUUGUGAACUCGCUAUUCGGACUCUUCUCGCAGCCCGCCGAGACACCCUCGAACACAAGCACUCCGACAGGGCAAACUUCGCCGAAUGGCAAAAGCACCCUCACUGCACUUAAUCUAGAGCGUCUUGCGGAUCUGAGCAGAGGCCAGCCGACUCUCGAUCUCAAGGGCGAAGUCAUGGAAGGCAUACGGGAGCUACAGGACGAGCUAGAGACUUCAGACAAGCAGAUUGCCGAGGUUGCCCUCGAGCAUAUUCACGCCAACGAGAUCAUCCUCACUCACACGGCAUCCACGACAGUUCAGAAGUUUCUCCUCUUUGCUGCACGGAAACGGAAGUUUACAGUAGUUCACGCCGAGACAUAUCCACACGAUCACACCGCCACUCAUGGUAUUCUCCUUACCGGGAAGAAGCGAGAGUCGAAUCCAGACGAUGAUGAGGACAGCGAUAGAUGGAAGCCGCUCACCGAAGCCGGUAUCCAGGUGUAUGUCAUUCCCGACUCGCAUAUCUUUGCCAUCAUGUCUCGUGUGAACAAGGUUAUUCUAGCUACGCAUACCGUAUUAGCAAACGGAAGCCUCGUCGCAGCAGCCGGAGCGCAUAUGAUCGCCAAAGCCGCCAAGGAACACAAGACGCCUGUCGUCGUCCUUAGCGGUGUCUACAAACUGAGCCCAGUUUAUCCGUUCGAUAUCGAUGAGCUCAUCGAGCAUGGGGAUGCUGGAAGUGUAGUUCCUUACGAGGAUGGUGAGUUCGUGGACAAGGUCGAUGUUGAGAAUCCGCUGUACGACUACGUUCCUGCAGACCUCGUGGAUCUCUACAUCACCAAUCUUGGUGGACAUGCCCCCUCGUAUCUUUACCGCAUCGUAGCAGAUCACUACCGCUCGGAGGAUAUUACUCUGUAGUUGGAAUUUUGUUGAAGGCCUUGACACGACUAUACGAAGACAGAAGAACAAUGGAGAUGAUACUUGACCAUAAUGUGCACUUAUUGGUGUAAUGACAAUCGUGAAGCCUACAUAUAGAGCUUCACGUAAGCAAUGAAAUGGAAAGCUACAUUUAACAUGGCUAAUCACCUUGAAAUGAAGAGAAAAAAUUAUGGUGAGCGAAUAGGAG
Messenger RNA from Cucurbitaria berberidis CBS 394.84, 1929 nucleotides. Its product is annotated as translation initiation factor eIF-2B subunit beta. The transcript has 3 exons. Gene Ontology annotation, biological process: translational initiation. NCBI's taxonomy places the organism in Eukaryota, Fungi, Ascomycota, Dothideomycetes, Pleosporales, Cucurbitariaceae. Gene Ontology annotation, cellular component: eukaryotic translation initiation factor 2B complex. The record is from RefSeq and is a predicted model, not a curated record. Gene Ontology annotation, molecular function: translation initiation factor activity; guanyl-nucleotide exchange factor activity. The coding region runs from base 261 to 1721 and encodes 486 amino acids.